Mytilus californianus (California mussel) is the source of this 846-nucleotide messenger RNA. RefSeq names its product CD151 antigen-like. Bases 99 to 812 code for a protein of 237 amino acids. Gene Ontology annotation, cellular component: membrane. The record is from RefSeq and is a predicted model, not a curated record. The transcript is spliced from 8 exons. NCBI's taxonomy places the organism in Eukaryota, Metazoa, Mollusca, Bivalvia, Mytilida, Mytilidae.
GGUACGCAGAAUACGUCGUCUGCAUUUUAGAGUCUGACAUAUAUCUUGGUCAUUUUACAAAUAUUCUAAAGGUCAUACUUGAAAGACUCUGAGCAAACAUGUAUAAAUGUAUUCGUAAUACAGUUUUGGUGUUCAACAUUUUAUUUCUGCUCUGUGGACUAGGAGUUUUAGGAAUAGGAGUAUGGAUCCGUAUAGAUAUGGUUGAAUUCGAUGAGUUACUAGGAAAGUCUAUGGUUCCUAUUGCUGCUUAUGUACUUAUUGCCGCAGGAGGUGUUGUGAUGCUGAUUUCAUUGGUGGGAUGUCUAGGAGCGUUGAAAGGGCAUAGAGUUCUGCUUGGUCUGUAUUUUAUAUUUAUGUUGUUUAUAUUCAUGAUGGAGGGUGCUGCUGCUGUUAUGGGGGCACUGUUCUAUGAUCAGGCAAAACCGUUCAUGUCGACAUACGUGGAAACAGCCAUGAUGACGAAGUAUGGAGAUCCUGAUUAUGAACUGGUUACCAAGUCUGUGGAUACACUUCAUCAAAAGUUCAAAUGUUGUGGCUUUGAUGAACCAGAAGACUGGGAUAAUGCCACAUCUUUCACCGGUGCCACAGUUCCUGUAUCUUGUUGUAGAAACCAAAACCAGCCUUCCUGUAACACUGCUUACAACAGUACUAAUAUUUAUGAUCAAGGUUGUGUAGACGCACUGUCAGACUGGAUGACCGGUAACCUUAUUUAUUUACUUGGUGUAGCUAUAGCUGUUGCCUUAUUUCAGAUACUAGGAAUGGUGUUUUCUCUAUGUCUGAUAAAACAAGCUGGCGAUGACAACUAUGUUUAGAGUAUUUUAAAAACUAUCCAUUAUAAAUAGCAUA